Messenger RNA from Lytechinus variegatus (green sea urchin), 711 nucleotides. Its product is annotated as calsyntenin-2-like. The record is from RefSeq and is a predicted model, not a curated record. The transcript is spliced from 2 exons. Lineage: Eukaryota; Metazoa; Echinodermata; Echinoidea; Temnopleuroida; Toxopneustidae. Bases 81 to 644 code for a protein of 187 amino acids. Gene Ontology annotation, molecular function: calcium ion binding; X11-like protein binding; kinesin binding. Gene Ontology annotation, cellular component: cell surface; postsynaptic membrane. Gene Ontology annotation, biological process: homophilic cell-cell adhesion; positive regulation of synapse assembly; positive regulation of synaptic transmission.
CUACAGACACAUCAAAUCAUGCACCCUACUGGGAGACAGAAUUCUUCAGAGGGGAAAUCAACGAAAACGGGAAGCUUGAGAUGCUCGACCCCCUUGUCGCGCAUGACCUGGACGAGGGGGCUGAUGGAAAAAUCUGCCAUUUUAACAUAGGGGAUAGCGUUCCGUUUACAGCCAGCGUGCAGAACGGAGCAAAAGGCACGGGUUCUGUAGAGGCAGUCAGUAGUGCCAUUAACGCAGCAGUCAAAGACUGUGACGAGACGAGGGAGUGGAGAUUUCACAUUCGGGCGUCAGAUUGCGGCACGCCCCCUCUCUCCUCCCCAACUGCGCAAGUUCACAUCGUCAUGCGCGACCCAAAUAAUAACAAGCCACGCUUCUUACAAAAUUCGUAUGAAGCGACGGUAGAAGAAGGCACCGUGCCUCAUAAAUUUCUUCAAAUUCAAGCAGUCGACGACGACUGUUCUCCUGGAUUUUCAACAAUCUGCAGCUAUGAUGUUAUGACACCAGGAAUGCCAUUUAAAAUAGACAUCAAAGGUAAGAACUUGACUUUUAAAAAAAAUCUUUCAAGUUUUGAUUUGUUUUUGCUGUUUUGUUAUUUGAAUGGAUGUCUAUUGAGAUUGGUAAUGGUAAAUUCUGUAUUUUUGUGAUUGUCACGUUGAAUAGCAUUGGUGUUGUUAUUCUUAUUUUCGUAGCCUUUACAGGGGUUGUUCGCUG